Salvia splendens (bonfire salvia) is the source of this 735-nucleotide messenger RNA. RefSeq names its product heat shock 70 kDa protein-like. Gene Ontology annotation, molecular function: ATP-dependent protein folding chaperone; ATP binding. Lineage: Eukaryota; Viridiplantae; Streptophyta; Magnoliopsida; Lamiales; Lamiaceae. The transcript is spliced from 2 exons. Bases 1 to 735 code for a protein of 244 amino acids. The record is from RefSeq and is a predicted model, not a curated record.
AUGGCGACCGCCGGCGAUACGCAUUUGGGAGGGGAGGAUUUUGACAACAGGAUGGUGAAUCACUUCGCGGCUGAGUUUAAGCAGAAGCAUAAGAAGGAUAUUGGCGGGAAUGCGCGGAUUGAUUUCUACGCCACGAUUACUCGUGCGAGGUUUGAGGAAUUGAACAUGGAUUUGUUUCAAAAAUGUAUGGAGCCGGUGGAGAAAUGCUUGAUCGAUGCUAAGAUUGACAAAGCCCUGAUCCACGACGUCGUUUUAGUCGGCGGGUUGACGAGGAUUCCGAAGGUGCAGCAGCUGCUUCAGGAUUUCUUCAACGGGAAGGAGCUUUGCAAGAGCAUCAACCCGGACGAGGCGGAGGCGUAUGGCGCGGCGGUGCAGGCGGCGAUCCUCAGCGGUGAGGGGCAUCAGAGGGUGCAGGAUUUGCUUCUGCUCGAUGUCACGCCGCUCAGCCUCGGGAUCGAGACUGCCGGGGGCGUGAUGACGGUUUUUAUCCCGAGGAACACCACGAUUCCGACGAAGAAAGAGCAUAUAUUCUCGACCUACUCGGACAACCAGCCCGGGGUGCUGAUCCAGGUCUACGAGGGCGAGCGGCCGAUGACCAAGGACAACAACCUGCUCGGGAAGUUCGAGCUCAACGGAAUCCCGCCGGCGCCGAGGGGAGUGCCGCAUGUGAAUGUGUGCUUCGACCAAGGACGGAUCCAGGAAUGUAAAUGGAAGGGGGAAAAAUUAUAUGUAUAG